This is a messenger RNA of Ipomoea triloba (trilobed morning glory), 1539 nucleotides long. RefSeq names its product cell surface glycoprotein 1-like. The coding region runs from base 1 to 1539 and encodes 512 amino acids. The record is from RefSeq and is a predicted model, not a curated record. NCBI's taxonomy places the organism in Eukaryota, Viridiplantae, Streptophyta, Magnoliopsida, Solanales, Convolvulaceae. The transcript has 2 exons.
AUGGACCAAGAUGAAUCUCUAUAUUUCGAUUUUUCCAGACUCACAGACAGAUAUCCCUCUGAAAUACAACAUCAGGCAUCCCGAGAGAUGGUAAUGAUAGUCAACAACAAGAUGAAGCCUCCGGGAGGAGAACCAAUCUGGUCGUGGUACUCAAGGGCAGAGCAACUAGAUUACUUGAAAGGGUUCCUAAAACCACUUGCAAUUCAAGAAGGAGAAACAACAAAAGCUAAGGAUCCUGAGGAUAUAAUUGUUCUAUCGGAUACUGAGGAUGAAACUAACCCAGAAAACAUCACUGUAGUAAAACCCUUACCUGUAGUCUCUGUGAAACAAGAACCCAUAGAUGAUGAAAAUGAAAAUUUGCCUGUUCCUGAUAAAAAUCUGUCAGUAUCUAAUGAUGUUAACCCAGUGACUAACAUUGUGUAUGGUCCACAUCAGCUUGAACCUCCUGCUUCAAAAUUUUCAAAACUCAAUCUGUUUAAUAUCAUGGAUGAACACAGAAGGUCAACCUCCCUCACAAACAGAUUAUCUAUCCCCUUGAACAUCCCUCAAAGCACAAAACCCUCACAAGACCCAAUCCUAUCAUUACCAUCAUCACAAACCUCACAAGCAGAUAAUCCUGAACAACAAAAUCCUGAAAUUCCACCCCCCAUUGAGUCAGAAAACUCACACACUGAUGAAACCAGGUCUGAACCUCCAUCUGAACCAAAUCCAGAAAAAACCCCUGCAGACCCUAUUGAUGACUCUCCACUAGACUUUGAGUUUGAAACAGGAAAUCCUCCAGAAAUACAAGUUGCAGAACCGACUGAUGAAGAAGACAAUCUGCCUUUGUCACAAGUGAAGAAGAACCAAGAGAAGGCUAAAGGAAAGAAGAUCCAAGAAGACCAAGCUGACAAAAAUCCUGUGGCAAAAAUUCAAGUCUUCUCUGCCCCUGCCACAAGGCGAAAAACCAGAUCAUCCACAGCUCAACAGGAAAAGGAAACCUCCUCACCAGCUCGAAAAUCUAAGAGGAAACAACCAGUUGCUGAACAACCUGCCCCUCAGGAAACCACUGGAAGUAAGAAGAGAAAGAAGACCAUUCAAGUUCAACAGCCUGAAAGCCAGCCUGAUGCCUCUGCCAUAGCACCUCUUGAAGUAAUCACUCCUCAAUUCUUAUCUGAUGAAUAUGCAGCAAGGUGGGACUCCACAAACCAAAGGAAAAUUCUGAGUGAAAGGUACCUUGAUGUUGAAAAGUUCAAAUCCCAGUGCCAACUCAUGCCAGUGUUUGAGAAGAUAAAUCUUGUCAAGUCUGUGACAACUCAGAGAAGCUAUCCACCUAUUUCCAUAAAAGAGUUUUAUGCAAACCUUAUGAAGACUAUCAAGGAGGCUGGUUCACAGGUUUAUGGACGUGUCUGGCUGAGAGGAAAAGAAUACAAUUUUGACACUCGUACCAUCAAUCUGUAUCUGGGCAUUAAUGCAAGUGAUAUUGAGGAUCCUGUUAUUGGGGCAAAUACAAUCACAAAGGUCAUUACAGGAGGAACCUAUAGCUAUUGUUCCUGCUGA